CGGAGGCACCAAACGCGGUGGGCAAGAGGGACCCACGAGGCUCAGCGAUGGAGAAGUGAGACUAAGAAUAAGCGAGAGGAGGAGGAGGGGGGGGGAACCAAAGGCUGAAAGAGGAGCAAAGGAGCCAAGUGAGUGACAGCAGAGAGGGAAGUAGAGCAAGGGAAAGGGAGGGCAGAGCGAGAGAGGGGAGCCGCCAGGGAGUGCUACAAAAGGGGGAGCAGCAGCAAAAGGAGACGGCAGCAGCAAGGGCUAGAAAAGGGGAGCAGGAGCGCGCGGGGAGGGGGCGGCCGGUCCAGAGAGGCGAAGGAAAGCCAGGAGCGACCCAGGCUGAGAAGGAGCCGCGAGGGCCACCACGAGGGAGCGGCAGGGAGGAAGCCUCCCAACGGAGCCCGAGAGGACAGGGAGCGCGGCCAGCGGCGGAAAGGAGCCCGGCUCAGCAAGUGAGUGGCUGGCUGGCUGGGGGCGGCGAGGGAAGGCGAAGGCAGGCCAGUCAGUGGUCGCCGCUGGCGCCAGGGCUCCGGAGCUGCGCAGCGGUGGAGGGCGAGGGAGGGCAGCCAAGUGAGAGGAGGCGCUGCUGGGCGCCGCUCCCGGGGAUGCUCAGCCGGGGCGGGGAUGCAGCCGGCGCGCUGGGACUGGGACUGGCGCUGGCCAGAGGCAUCGGACGGCAGCUCCUCGCCUGCCUCGCCUUAGCCCGCUGAUCGCCGCCGCCGCCGCCGCCUCUUGGCCGUCGGGGGGCCAUGGUGACCCGCAGGAAGCGUUGCCCCCCGCUGCCGCCGCCGCCGCUGCCGCCGCCGCCGCCGCCCGAGUGAAGGCGCUGCUGCCUUCUCGCCCCCGCCGCCAGCCAGGAGGCAUGGAGUUGGCCAACAGCACGACGGCGGCCCCCGGCAACAGCAGCCAGCCGGCGCCGGUCAGCCUGGGCUACCAGCUGUGCACGUCGGUGGUGCUGGCCGCGCUGAUCCUCUUCGCCGUGCUGGGCAACGUGUGCGUGAUCGCGGCCAUCGCCCUGGAGCGCUCCCUGCAGACGGUGGCCAACUACCUGAUCGGCUCGCUGGCCGUCACCGACCUGAUGGUGUCUGUGCUGGUGCUGCCCAUGGCCGCCCUGUACCAGGUGCUGGGCAAGUGGACGCUGGGCCAGGUGACCUGCGACAUCUUCAUCUCCCUCGACGUGCUGUGCUGCACCUCGUCUAUCCUGCACCUGUGCGCCAUCGCCCUGGACCGCUACUGGGCCAUCACUGACCCCAUCGACUACGUCAACAAGCGGACUCCCCGGCGGGCCGCCGCCCUCAUCAGCAUCACCUGGCUGAUCGGCUUCCUGGUCUCCAUCCCGCCCAUGCUGGGCUGGCGGACCCCCGAGGACAGGUCCGACCCCAACGCCUGCACCAUCAGCAAGGACCCCGGCUACACCAUCUACUCCACCUUCGGCGCCUUCUACAUCCCGCUGCUGCUCAUGCUGGUCCUCUACGGGCGCAUCUUCAAGGCGGCCCGAUUCCGCAUCCGCAAGACGGUCAAGAAGGCCGACAAGAAGCAGCCGGCGGCGCAGAGGGAGGCCGACACCUGCCUCUCGGUCUCGCCGGCCAGCGAGCCCAAGAGGAGCAACGGGGGCCUCCAGCAGCCGCAGGCCAAGAGCUGGAAGAGCGCCGUGGAGCCUCAGGCUGGGGGUCGAGCCUGCGCCAACGGGGCCCUCCGCCCGGCCCAAGACGGCCCGGUGGCGCCCUCCGCCUUGCAGCUCCUCGAGGUGAGCCCGUCCAACUCCACCAAGGGCCACCUGCCCCUGCCCAACCACCACGCCGCCGCCGCCGCCGCCACGCCGGGCACCGAGAGAAAGCAGGAGCCCAAGACCGCCGAGGCCAAGCGGAAAAUGGCCUUGGCGAGGGAGAGGAAGACGGUCAAGACGCUGGGCAUCAUCAUGGGCACCUUCAUCCUCUGCUGGCUGCCCUUCUUCAUCGUGGCGCUGGUCUUGCCCCUCUGCGCCGGCUGCCAUAUGCCCGAGUGGUUGGGCGCCGUCAUCAACUGGCUGGGCUACUCCAACUCUCUGCUCAACCCGGUCAUCUAUGCCUACUUCAACAAAGAUUUCCAAAGUGCUUUUAAGAAGAUCAUCAAGUGCAAAUUUUGCAGGCAGUGACGGGGCAAGACCCGC
Sphaerodactylus townsendi is the source of this 2137-nucleotide messenger RNA. RefSeq names its product 5-hydroxytryptamine receptor 1A (gene HTR1A). The transcript has a single exon. Bases 851 to 2122 code for a protein of 423 amino acids. The record is from RefSeq and is a predicted model, not a curated record. Gene Ontology annotation, cellular component: plasma membrane. Lineage: Eukaryota; Metazoa; Chordata; Lepidosauria; Squamata; Sphaerodactylidae. Gene Ontology annotation, molecular function: G protein-coupled serotonin receptor activity. Gene Ontology annotation, biological process: regulation of behavior; regulation of hormone secretion; adenylate cyclase-activating adrenergic receptor signaling pathway.